Molecule: messenger RNA, 1401 nt
Organism: Arabis nemorensis
Lineage: Eukaryota; Viridiplantae; Streptophyta; Magnoliopsida; Brassicales; Brassicaceae
Source: the annotation of a GenBank genome assembly
AUGGCAAGAAUUCAACUAUUUUUAUGCUUCACCAUUCUUUUUGCAUCUGCGACUCUUUUAGACGUCGUUUCAGCUCACUUGAAAAUUAAGGCAGCUCUGCCUCAAAUUGAAGAUCCAAAGACGGUGAAUGAUGUGGAGCCUUACACCGUGAAAGUAGUGAUGGUCUUUGUGACAGACCUUGAGAAGGAAUGUCCUAAGACAAGUAAAUUCAAGGCAUUUUUUGAAAAACUUAGGGCAUACGCCAAGUAUGUUUGCCCUAUAAAAAGGAGUAACCAAAAAGAAGAUUACGAUCUAGACAUGAAGGCCAAAGCUGGAAGCCUCUUUCAGACCAUAGCUUCUUUUGCUAUUGGAAAGAUUAGGGAGGAAAUACAAGAGGAAAAAAUGGAAGCCAUUGAAACCUUCAAAAAGAUGAAAUCCCUAGCGGGUAGAAUUAUGGGUAGCCGCAAAAAGGAUGAGAACGAAGAAUCCAUGAAGCUAACAGCAGAACAACAAAAAGAAAUCAAAGAAGGGAUCUUGAAAUGGGAGACAGUGAUUACUCAAAUCGCAAACACAAUGGUACAAAGCACAACAAACUCUUCUUCCGUUGAAAAUUCUACGAGUGGAAAAGAAAUUUCUAGUGGCACCAACAAAAACUCUGGCAGUGGAAGCUCUUUCAAAGACACUACAGGUUCAAGCUCUGAUUUAGGCAGUCCUAGUGGAAGUCCAUCUAGCAGCAAAUCUGGUUCAAGCUCUGUUGUUGAAGGUGAAAGUGGAACUUCCUUCAAGGAUACUACUGGUGGAAACUCGAUUAGCCCUAGUGGAAGUCCUACAACUUCUUCGGCAAAUGGUAGUGGUGGAAGCUCCAUUAGCCCUACUGCGAGUUCCACCAGCUCUACUACAAGUGAAAGUCUCGGUGCUAGCCAGAAUAGUGCCCUUCCUGUGACAGAAGUCGAGGCUGAAACUUCCAAAGACGUUAUGACAUUCAUAAUGAACCUUGAGAAGAAGUGUCCGCAAAAAGAGGAAUACAAGUCCUUCUUCGAGAAACUUAAGGGUACCAUGACAGCCUCAGCUACGGCUUCUUCCAAAGCCAGACAAGGCUUCUUUGCAGGGAUUAAAUCUGUUGGAGGGAAACUAUUUGAUGCCAUGGCAUUUAUGCGUUCAAGAAUUGGAAGCAAAUCAGCAAAGGUGAAGAGUUCCAUGGAAACUUAUCAAACAGAAGUCAUGAAAACUGUGCAGGAAUUGGAUACCAUCUACAGUCAAAUUGUGAGUCAGAACAAAGGCAAGAAAGAUGGAUCUUUGACAUGUACACCAGAACAACAAAAACAGAUUAAGCUGACCAUCACCAAGUGGGAACAAGUUACAACCCAAUUCGUGGAGACUGCUAUUCAAACCGAGUCUUCCUCAACUUCUUCUUCUCCGUGA